AUGGCAGGGGUGAAAAGAAGGCACGACGGAAUGGUAGAGAAUGAGUCGUCUCAGUCCGAGACGAAGUCACCAUAUCUCCCCGUGUUCGAAGCUUUCCGGGCCCAACUCGACGAGCACCAUGACCGCAGAGAAAGGAUCAUCAAAGUGUCGAGGGACGUGACGGCGCAGAGUAAAAAGAUUAUAUUUGCAUUGCAAAGAAUUCGCGAGCUAGGCAAACCGAUACAUGCUUCGACGUCGAAGCAAACGACGCCCAUGUAUGCCACCAUCAGAACCCUGUUACAGAGCAUCGUCCCAGACCUUCAAGGCAGCAAUGCGUAUCGCUACCGCGCCAAUAUCAGUGCUGGACUCCAAGAGUUCAUGGAAGCCGUCAUUUUUCAGCACUACCUGGAGACUCAACAGGUCAUGAGUUUUGAGGAUGCUCAGACCCAGCUCCCCAACGGCAUCUCACUCACUUACGACGACUAUGCACUCGGGCUGUUCGAUAUGACGGGUGAAUUGAUGCGUUUCGCCAUCACCUACAUGGCCACAAACGGGCAGUUGCCUGGGAUAGCAAGAGGAGCAGAGCCAUCUCACAAGUCCUCCAUCCUGGCGGAUAUGCAAGAUCUGCGCACCGCUUUCGAAGCGCUGGACGCGACUAAAGCCUACAGCCUAUCCAGAGAUUUUGACAACAAGCUCAAGACCACGAGACAGUCCGUGGAGAAGGUAGAGAACGGCGUAUACCACAUGAUUGUGAGAGGAAAGGAGAGACCCAAAGGCUGGAAACCAGAUUUUUCGUCCGCGGAUGUAGGACGGGACGGCGGAGAAGCCGUGGAGAGUCAUUGA
Molecule: messenger RNA, 822 nt
Organism: Fonsecaea nubica
Lineage: Eukaryota; Fungi; Ascomycota; Eurotiomycetes; Chaetothyriales; Herpotrichiellaceae
Exons: 3
Coding region: 1-822 (273 amino acids)
Cellular component (GO): cytoplasm; nucleus
Molecular function (GO): RNA binding; RNA endonuclease activity; sequence-specific DNA binding
Source: RefSeq, a predicted model, not a curated record